This is a messenger RNA of Microbotryum saponariae, 1192 nucleotides long. The record is from the annotation of a GenBank genome assembly. Lineage: Eukaryota; Fungi; Basidiomycota; Microbotryomycetes; Microbotryales; Microbotryaceae.
AUGGCCUCUCUCGCACCUCGCACCGUUGUGAGGUCACUGUCCUCGGCAACGCACUCGGCACGCCGGUCCGUCGCUGCAGUCCAUGGCGCCGCGCUUCGAUCGUCGGCUGCCUCGUCCUCCGCCCCUGCGUCGAGGCCGCUGACCACGUCCAGUGCGGCCCGAUCAGGUACGUACCUUCCCUUGCGUCGUGUGUUCAAUGCCGAUCCAUUCACCUCGCCACCUCCUUCCCACCACCCAGCAGCUCCGGCAGGCCAAGAGUCGCCCUUCAAGGAACCGGCACCUCGCAACCCGAACGAGGAUUACCUUGCGAUCGCCCCCCAGCUGCAAGAGUUCGGUGCCUACCUCAUGGCCUCGCUCCCGAAAUUCAUCCAGCAGACUUCGGUCUACAAGGACGAGCUCACCCUCUACGUUGCGCCGUCUGCGGUCGUGCCCGUGCUCCACUUUCUCCGCGACCACACAAACACCCAGUACAAGCAGGUCAUGGACAUCGCUGGCGCCGACUACCCGACCCGCUCCCACCGGUUCGAGGUCGUGUACCAUCUCCUCAGUGUCAAGCACAACUCGCGCAUUAGGGUCAAGACCUACGCCGACGAGGUCUCUCCCGUGCCCUCCGCCACCGGUCUCUUCAGGGGUGCAGAUUGGUACGUGCCUCCUCCGCAGCAGGGUUGAUCGCGUAGCCGCAUCAUAAAGACGAUCCAACGUUGCCGACUCCUUCAUCCUCCCGUCGCCGUGGGCAGGUACGAACGCGAGGCAUGGGACAUGUACGGCAUCUUCUUCACGGGUCACCCCGAUCUGCGAAGGAUCCUCACCGACUACGGCUUUGAAGGCCACCCUCUCCGCAAGGAUUUCCCCUUGACGGUACGUUCACCAUGCAUGUGAUAUGAACCAGUGCUAGCCAUGCGACGAAUCUGCGCUGACCCGGUAUGACCCUCUCUGUUUCACUGCCGUUCCCACUCGACGCGGAAUCUGCGUUUGUACGGCAUCUGCCGAUUCACAGGGCUACACCGAGGUGCGCUACGACGAGGAGAAGAAGCGUGUCGUUUCGGAGCCUCUGCAACUCUCGCAAGCGUUCCGCAACUUUGAGGGUGCUCUUUCGCCGUGGGAAGGGACGGGAACCGGUGUCGCGUCGAGGGCCGAGCAGUUCACGCUCAAGCCGCCGCAGGAGGAGAAGAAGGAAGGGGCCAAGAAAUGA